Molecule: messenger RNA, 2827 nt
Organism: Sitophilus oryzae (rice weevil)
Lineage: Eukaryota; Metazoa; Arthropoda; Insecta; Coleoptera; Curculionidae
Gene: bora
Exons: 6
Coding region: 107-1447 (446 amino acids)
Biological process (GO): regulation of mitotic nuclear division; regulation of mitotic spindle organization; activation of protein kinase activity
Cellular component (GO): nucleus; cytoplasm
Molecular function (GO): protein kinase binding
Source: RefSeq, a predicted model, not a curated record
GUUGACUUUCAAAAUUAAAAACAUCGCUGGUAACGGUCAUUUGCUUUCGUUUUUUUGAUUUUAGAUGAAAUAAUUUAAAACCUGUGAUAAUUAAUUAGAUUCCUAGAUGGAUUUUAGACAAAUAACUGAAAAUGCAGAGAAACACAUCACACCCAAGUCUGAAAUUGCUAUAUUUAAUAGAAAAAAUUGUCAUGGUGUAGGUACAACAAAUAGUCCUUUUAGAACUAUGCCAAGUUUUUCUACUCCACCAUCUAGAUUUGCAAGAAUUAUUAAUCCAUUCGAUUCACACUUAAUAGAUAGGUUACAUCUUCCGACAUUUAGUCCAAACGUUUUUGCUCAGACUUCUUCACCUAAUGUCGAACACAAGUUUAAAUGGACCAUUGAAGAGAUUGCAAAUCUUAAACCCGCCGAGAUCGAUGAGAGCACCAUAAGUCAACAUGUAUUUAAUUCGGACGAUCCAAAACUGGACCUUGUAGUUCAAGAAAAAAUCGAAACAUUCUUCUGUGAAAAGGAAAUUGUCCCUAGUCCACUUCACAUAAAACCAUCUACUGUUUCUUCAUUAAAAGAUUAUAUUGUAGAAGAAAAGCACUCACUUCAUCAAUCGUUUAGUAAAAAUGGGAAAAGUGAAAAUUCAACUCAGACUUUAUUAGCUCUUCCUCCCGUGCUGCCGUCAAGUUUAGAAGAGGCUUUGAAACCAUAUCUGAGCCAAGACUGUCAAAGUAAUGAAGAUAAUUUAAGAAACAAUUCGCUUUAUAAAAAAUUAUUUGAUUAUGAGGAUAAUUUUGACGAAUCCAGUCAUAAUUUGCAAGAUGGAGUAUCCAGUCACUCAUCCCCUGCUUUAUCUACAGGGUUUUCGCCAAUUUCAUUUUCUCCAUCAAAGAAAGAUUUCGGAAGUCCAUUUGACAAGAUUCAAUUUGCAGACUGCAACCUUUCGCCUAUUUCCAAGAGUUCAUCAACUUCAGACUCUAAAAUGUGUCGGUCGGCAUGCAGAUUAAAUUUUCAAGAUAACAUGAGUGUGGAUGCUAGUUUCAUUGUUCCUGAUAUUCAGUGUCUGCAGUCUUCUAGCAGCUGUGAAAUUGAUACUGACAUAUCCCCACUGCCCAGGACUGUGGAACCUGUAUUAGAAACUACAUUAAACUGGAAUAUGGAAUACUCACAGAUAUCUCUUGGAUCUACGUCGGCAGAUUCGGAUCAAAUGGACGUUUCAACGUCGAAUACACCUCAUUCUAGGAUGUUUACAGGACAAAGGAAAAGACUUAGUGAAAGCUUCAAGACUGAGGAACUAAAAACAGAAGACUUAAUCAAAGAAAGCGCCCCUCUGUGUCGAAGUAAAACGUUUCGUAGUGAUUUAACUGAUACGGGGUAUUGUACAUCCGAAACAGGUGAAUAUCCUUCAAACGUUUUUUCUUCAACACCAAGCAAGAGGAAUAGUGAUAUUUAUUUUUAAUGGACCUAGAGUAGGUAACUUAGGUGUGGGCGUAGGUAAUUUGUAAAGAACUGAAAGAAUUAUUGUAUAAAUUCUGAUUAUAAUGUACAUAUUACAAGUGCACUUUCAUUACAAUUAGGUUAAAUACAAAAAAGUAUGUAAUAAGUAAAUGGGAUAAAGGGGGACAAUCAACACUAGCGUGUUUGAAAUAUUUGAAUAUAUAUUAUUGAUUUCAUGCUUGAUUUGUACAUUUUAAUCAUGUUUUAUUUGAAUUUUAGUCAAGUGAUAUUAAGACUUUAUGUAAAAACUAUACUCAAAUUUCAUUUAUGCAUAACGGAAACGAGGUAGAGGAUAUAUUAAUACGCGAUAUAGUAUGAUUAAAGUAUGAUUAAUACGCGAUAUUUUAUAUUUCGUCGUCGUAGUGAUUUUUACCCUUAUUACCCGCCAAAUCGUUUUAAAUUUUGGUUUUUGGUUGGUAUAGAUUUGUCACUACUGCAAUAAAAAAUGCAUUAUCUUUAUUUUUAUUACCUCAAGCCAGUGUUCGUUUUUUUUCUAAUUCUGUCUUCUAAUUUAAAGAAUGUAAUUUUUAUUGUCCCAUUUUCAAAAAUCAAGCCUAUAAAAUUCGGACUUGUUUUAUUGAUUUAAAUUUAAAUUUUUUUUGCUUUAUUUUUGAUAUGUUCUUUUAUUUCGUUUUAUUAAAAAAAAACUUUAUUAUUACGUAUCUACUUUAGUACUUCAUGGUAUUCCUAUAUAUUACGGAAAAAAAUACAAUUUUAAUUUACUGCAACAUCUUAUUUCUGCUAUACUCCCAGUCAAGCAUGACUAUAAACGUGCUGCUUAGCAUGGAGCAUGAACCAGUAUUGUAUUCAAAAAUCUGUUCAACGAGAGCCACAUGACAGUGACAGUUGUUGUCUGUCAUUUUAGUUCCCAUUAAAACCUUAUUUUCAGUCAUUUUUUAAUUGUCAUCUGUCAAAAUCUUCCCUGACUCGUUGGAAAUACUUUAUUGUGUUAGACUGAAAAGCCGCUACAAAAUAUCUAUAGUUAAAUCACGAAGGAUGAUGAUUUUAUUAUACAGAAUUUUCUAACAAACUAAAGAUGAGUUUAUAUGCGUACGUAAUGCUUCGUCCAUCGUUCCGUCACACCAAUCAUAUUUAAGUAUGAGCUCUCAUUUUUGAAAUAAACCAAUAAAGAGGCAUAAAAUCAAUGAUGGACGACGCAUUACGAAUGCAUGUAACCCACACUUAUAAUAGAAUGACGGUGUUAUAAUGCUUCGAGCAUCUGUAGCGCUUAGAAUAAAAAAAUUGAGAAUUGUUUGUAUAUCACAACCUAAAGUAGGUAUGUACAGUAUGUCCCAUUUUGGUUGAAAUCAUAGGGUAUCUCCGUUAUUAGUGAAGAUAGAAG